AUGACCGUCAGCGCCCUUUUUGUUGUCAAAAAUUGGUCUAUCGCAUCUGACUCUACACUUAAUAAUAUUUUAGGGUGCAAAAAAUGGGGAUCCGUAUUGUUUCAAGCUAAAUCAUCAUUGAUUUCACAGCUUGAUGGUUCUGAUAAAGAUGUCAGAACAUCAUCUAUUGUCACAGAUACUCAAAAUACAUUCAUAAAACCCUUUGAACAAGAAAGUUCUGGUCUUACUUUUGUACCAACAAGAAGAAUUCAAACAAGAAGUCUAACAAAAUCGACAAAUAGUUACGAUGUUGACCAUAAAGUAUAUGUUGUUCCUUCUUCGCCAGUUGCUAUUCAGUCUCCAUUUCAGUCUAAGGAAUUGUUACAAGAAACGGAGUCUGAAAAUAUUGUUGUUAAUUCUAUUUUAGAUAGAGAUAACCAUCUUUAUCUCACUGUUCAAGCCAAUAUUCAGAAAAAAUUAGAUGAAAUUAUUGCCUCUAAAUUUUCUUUUAAAAAUCGAAUAGAAAAAUCUAAACAAAAUGAUAUUAUAAAAAGAAAAACGCCUGAUCAAUCACAGUCACCGAUAAAAAAGAGGCCUAGAAGCCGGUCUGCUUCUUUGGCAGCAGUACCAGUAACCAAUAAACCCUUGUCUUUUAAUUCAACAUCAUCAAAUAGUUCUGAAGAAGAGUGUGAUGAGAUCAAUUCGGAAGAGUUAGAAGAGGAAGAAGAGCAUUUGCUUUUUAAUCAAGCACAAGAAUCGGGAACUGUGAACGAUAAUUUAGACACUUCUACUCAACGAUUUCAAAAUACCUGGGAAGCUAUCAUAUCAAAGUACAGUGAUUCCAAAUAUGCCGAAAGUGGAGAUGUUGUUGAUUUAUUAACUGGUGAUGUUGUUGAAGACAAUGGGCAUUUACGGUCGCUCCCUGAGAACCAGAAAAGUCUAUGGACUUACUAUGGAGAACCGGAGGAAGAAGAAUACGACCCUGGAGAUGAUGUCGAUGAGGUCGACUUAUUUAAAAUCACUAGUGAAGGUUUAUUAGGAUACAGCAGAUCUAUCUUUCGAAAUAAUCAAGAUGAAUCCGCUCAAGAUAACAUACAAGAAGAUUUGGUCAAUGAGAUUCAGGGUGCUACAGUUAAAGAGAAUGAAAGCGAUUUUGAAGAGAUUACGUUUUCACAAUUUGAAAGGACUCAGAAAACAUCUAUUCUUGCGACAAAACGGCCUGAUCACAUAACUAAACUUAUUACGGAUAAGACCUUUGUAUCUUUGCUAAAAGAGAAACAAGCUCUACGAUAUGAAACAAGAAAUCCGAAAUACGAUUUGCAGACGCUGGACGGCCUGCGAUCCUUACCCCGCGAUCCCUUUGAGAAAUUUAUGGAAACUGAUCAACUCGAACAGGAGUUAAAUAACCUAACUCUUGGGAGUCGAAAUGAACCUUUCUUAAAAACAUGUAAUGAAUUUUUACAUGCUAGCUUUACACGAGCUGAUCAAAUUAGUUGUGAAAUCAAGAAGCUGAAUGCUGGGCCUCUUGAUGACAACGAGUGGCUGCCAGAAGUUCUGGAAACUACUGCAGCCGCAAUAAUGACACCAAUUCAAAUUUCCUGA
Magnusiomyces paraingens is the source of this 1581-nucleotide messenger RNA. RefSeq lists its product as uncharacterized. The transcript is spliced from 2 exons. Gene Ontology annotation, cellular component: nucleus. Bases 1 to 1581 code for a protein of 526 amino acids. NCBI's taxonomy places the organism in Eukaryota, Fungi, Ascomycota, Dipodascomycetes, Dipodascales, Dipodascaceae. The record is from RefSeq and is a predicted model, not a curated record. Gene Ontology annotation, molecular function: histone binding; protein heterodimerization activity.